UGGCCUCAGACCUGAGGACCUCGAUACACCACCGGGUCAUCGUCAUCAUGUCUUGCCGGGUCGUAAUAAAAAUGCAGUGCACAUUUUGAAUAAAGUUAAAUCGUAUAGUUGGAUAUACUGUUACCUAGGUAAAAAAAAAUUGGGUUGCCAUCAGACCUUUUUUUGAUAGUUCGUGCAAACAAAUAACUUUGUUUUAAGUUGUGAGCAGUUUGUCUUAAACAUGGCUCCAACGAUUCAGACUCAAUCUCAACGAGAAGACGGCCACAGUAGGCCAUCCUCUCAUAGAACUGUCCCAGAGAGGUCAGGGGUGGUCUGUCGAGUGAAGUACUGCAACAGCCUGCCUGACAUCCCUUUUGACCCCAAAUUCAUCACAUAUCCAUUUGAUCAGCACAGAUUUGUACAGUAUAAAGCCACUUCUCUAGAGAAGCAACACAAGCAUGAGCUCCUGACUGAGCCAGACCUCGGGGUCACCAUUGAUCUCAUCAACCCAGACACCUACCGCAUAGACCCCAAUAUACUGUUGGAUCCCGCUGAUGAAAAACUAUUGGAAGAAGACAUCCAGGCUCCAUCCAGCUCCAAGAGGUCACAACAGCAUGCCAAAGUGGUCCCGUGGAUGAGAAAGACGGAAUAUAUUUCAACAGAGUUCAACAGAUACGGCGUUUCCAACGAGAAAGUGGAAGUCAAGAUCGGUGUGUCUGUCAAACAGCAGUUUACAGAAGAAGAAAUCUACAAGGACAGAGACAGCCAGAUUUCUGCUAUUGAGAAAACCUUUGAGGAUGCACAGAAAUCAAUUUCACAGCAUUACAGUAAACCCAGAGUUACUCCUGUGGAGGUUCUACCUGUGUUCCCCGACUUCAAGAUGUGGAUCAACCCAUGUGCUCAGGUUAUCUUUGACUCUGAUCCGGCACCUAAAGACAAAUCAGGACCAGCAGGAGUGGAAAUGAUGUCUCAGGCCAUGAUCAGAGGUAUGAUGGAUGAGGAGGGAAAUCAGUUUGUGGCCUACUUCCUGCCCCAUGAAGAAACCAUUCGCAAGCGCAAGAGAGACUGUGAUGAGGGGAUGGAUUAUAUGCCUGAGGAUCUGUAUGACUAUAAAAUAGCCAGGGAGUACAACUGGAAUGUCAAGAACAAAGCCAGCAAGGGCUAUGAAGAGAACUACUUCUUCAUCUUCAGAGAUGGAGAUGGUGUUUACUACAAUGAGCUGGAGACAAGGGUGCGUCUGAGCAAGAGGAGAGCCAAGGCUGGAGCACAGUCAACCACAAACGCUGUGCUGGUGUGUAAGCACAGAGACAUGAACGAGAAGGAACUCGAAGCCCAGGAAGCUCGUAAAGCUCAGCUGGAGAACCAUGAGCCAGAAGAUGAAGAGGAAGACAUGGAUAAGGACUUGCAGGACUCUGGUGAUGAGAAAGAGAAGGGCAGCGGCAGUGAGGCAGAGAACUCUGGUAGUGAAUCAGAGAGGGAAGAUGAAGAGCGUGAACAAAGGGGAGAGGAGGACGAAGAGGACGAGGACAGAGAGAAGCGGAGAAGGAAGGCCAGCGGCAGUGGAAGUGAGAGCGGCGAAGAGAGGACGAGAGAAAUGCGAGACGAGGAAGAGAUCUUCGGCAGUGACGACGACAGCGACGACAACGACGACAACGAGGAGACCGAGAACAUCAAGAACUCGGCCAGGAGCAGCGGAGAGGAGGGCAGUGGAAGCGAAGAUGACGGCGGGAACCGAGGAGGCAGCAGGAGUCGCAGUGCUUCUCCAGCACACAGCGACCGCAGCAGUGAGCACUCCGAGACCCAGGCUCACAGUGGAAGUGGAAGCGAGAGAGCCUCAGAUUCCAGUGACGCCAGUGACAGUGAAUAAGAUCUGCGCUCCGGAAGACGGCAAGGUGACGGCCACCUUUUCUUACCUCUAUGUUCAGCUCCAAACAUGGCAGUGUUACCCUGUCACUGACCCUAAUGUUAGCUCAGUCUGGGGAUGUAGUUUCUUCUCAUUACAAAUGGAGAUGCUCGUUGGUUUUGGACUGAGGACAUCUCACUUAAAUCCAGUUUUUAAUUGUAGAUUUGUCAUGCACUUUUUGUCUGUCAGAUAUUCCAUACAGGAUCAUGUAAAAAUGUCUUUGUUCUCUCUGCUUUUGAUUUGCCAUUGGGUUUGUGGCUUUGAAAGUGAUAAUAAAAUGCAGGUGACAUUUUGUAAGAAA
Molecule: messenger RNA, 2183 nt
Organism: Etheostoma cragini (Arkansas darter)
Lineage: Eukaryota; Metazoa; Chordata; Actinopteri; Perciformes; Percidae
Gene: paf1
Product: PAF1 homolog, Paf1/RNA polymerase II complex component
Exons: 14
Coding region: 221-1846 (541 amino acids)
Biological process (GO): transcription elongation by RNA polymerase II
Cellular component (GO): Cdc73/Paf1 complex
Molecular function (GO): RNA polymerase II complex binding; chromatin binding
Source: RefSeq, a predicted model, not a curated record